UGAGAACUUCGGGUUUGGAAAUUGGAAAGGUCGAGAACACUGAAACGAAAGGCCAUCGCAGCGAACAAAAGUACAAAACAAAAAAGGGAGGGAUGGCGGACGUCUUAAUUGGUAUUUCUCAGUCUUCUCUACUUGUGGCACGGCGCAGGGUUGGAUUUCGCUUACAUCGGGAAACCCGCAACAACGGUGGUAGUAACAGCACCAUUUGUUGUUCAAGCCGACGGCUUUCAGAACUGCGAUCUUCUUUGGGAGUUGGGGUCAGAUCGGAGCAAAGACGGUGCAUUUUGGCUGCUUCUGGGGCCGUCUCUUCUGACUCAGUUCAAGCGCCCACCAUAUACUCUUCCCGACCGGAUACUGCUACUGGCGGUGGUGGUGACGGAGACGAAUUGGGUAACAGAGGGGGAGGCGGUGGUGGAGGUGGCGGCGGUGGUGACGGAGACGACGAAGAGCGCGGAGGCGGGUCAGACGAAAACAACAAGAAGAUGGCUGGCAUGUCCAUGUCUCAAAAGUUAACUCUGGCUUAUGCCGCUCUUGUUGGAGUGGGUGGAGCUAUGGGCUACAUGAAGAGUGGCAGCCAGAAGUCACUCCUGGCAGGAGGAGUAUCAGCCUCACUACUGUAUUAUGUUUAUGCUACACUUCCCACAAAGCCUGUUCUUGCAUCAUCCAUAGGCCUUGGCCUGUCUGCUGCACUUUUGGGAGUGAUGGGUACUCGUUUUAAGAAAUCUGGGAAGAUAUUUCCAGCAGGUGUUGUAUCUCUGGUGUCGCUUAUAAUGACUGGUGGCUACUUACAUGGGAUUAUGCGGAGUCUACACUGAAAUGUUUACAAGCGAGACUUUAGUUAUCAGCUGAGGCUGUAUGGUAGUCACCAACUUUGAUCGAAUUAUAUCUCAUCUGGGAACCAGGAUCACUGUUUUUGCUUGUCUUCUGUGUUGUGUAGUACGCAUUGAACUUUUAUUUGGACCACUGUCUGCUGUGUUAGUGUUCCAGUUUUUCUUUUAUUUUUGUUAUUAGAGCUGUUUAUAUGUUCCCUGUACACAUAUUUCUAUACAGAUGCUUCUACUCAA
This is a messenger RNA of Carya illinoinensis, 1064 nucleotides long. Its product is annotated as protein FATTY ACID EXPORT 2, chloroplastic-like. The transcript is spliced from 3 exons. The coding region runs from base 93 to 815 and encodes 240 amino acids. Lineage: Eukaryota; Viridiplantae; Streptophyta; Magnoliopsida; Fagales; Juglandaceae. Gene Ontology annotation, cellular component: membrane. The record is from RefSeq and is a predicted model, not a curated record.